AUGUUGAACUGGGUCAUCAUCUCUGGCACAUGGAUUCGCUUCAACGCUGCAAUCAAAGCUCAACAUAUCGAUCGGCAGAUAUAUUUACCCAAUCUUUCUCGCUGGCAGCCAUAUGCAGCUCACUGGACCUUCUUCUGGGCCUCUGUUUUUCUGUGGGUUCAAGGAUAUGCUGUUUUCUUGAAGGGUAAGUGGAGUGUUGCUACCUUUAUAUUCAAUUAUGGUAUCAUUGCUUUGGCUGGUGGGAUCGGCCUGAUUUGGAAGAUUGUUAAACGCACGCACUUCCAGAGGAGUAAGGAGGUUGAUCUUGUGUCUGGCUGUGAUUUCUUCGAUGCUUUGACGGAUUACUAUCGUGACCGGCGAGAGACUGAUGGGGUCACGCAAGGCAAUUGGAAACGUCGGGUCAUGGACAAGCUGUUCUAG
This is a messenger RNA of Aureobasidium vineae, 420 nucleotides long. Lineage: Eukaryota; Fungi; Ascomycota; Dothideomycetes; Dothideales; Saccotheciaceae. The record is from the annotation of a GenBank genome assembly.